UCAAACGAAGCCUCGAAAAGUUUUAAUUACAUCAACCUCCCCAAAAAAACCACUUUUUGGAAAUGAAGACAAGAGGAACCCAACACAACAGAUUCCUCCGCGUAAUCUCGAUCCCGUACCGGGCGCUUUGCAAGGUCCGGGACUUCUACGUCAACAGCAUCAUCGACUGCACCAACAGCAACGUCGUCGGCGUGCGCGGCGCCUCCCAGGCGGCGCCGCUGCCGCGGAGCUUCAGCCGCGCUAGCUCGGCGCGCUCCGACGACAGCGAAGAUUUUCGCGAGCUGGUCAGGGCGGCGUCGGCGAGCUGGCGCAGCAGCCGGCUCGACGCCGAGCUGAAGAUGCGGGCCGCCGCCGCCGGCGACGGCGAGAAGCGGUCGCUGCCGCCGCGGAGCGUCAGCGUCGGAAUGGGAAGGAUCGACGAGGAGCGGCCGUUGAAUUAUUUCGCGGGAGAGGGCGGCGGCGGUGAUCGGAGGAGUGUCGCCGGCGACGGGAAGAAGAUGGAUUUGAAGUAUCCGAGGAGCAAAAGUCACGCCGUCGUGAGAACUUCGUUUUGACUGUGAUCCGCCAUCGCCGCCGUGGAAGAGAAGCUUUUCCGGUGGGUGUUAAUUGUCGGGGAGCGAUUUCGGGAAGAUUGCGCGCAGGGGAUGGUCCGGGAGUACGGGUCCCGGAGUGGCUGAGCUAUUCCGCGUUGAGGAAUUCUGUGGAUUGCCAAUGGUUUUAAGAUUUAUUAUUAUUAUUUUCGUGAUUGAAGAAAAAUAGAAAAUAGAGUAAUUAAGGUAUGUUUAGUUGGCAUAUUAUCCGUCAAAAGUUUUCUUUUGAAAAUAUGAAGUUAAUUCUUUCAUUUUUUAAUAGUAUUAUUAAAAAGAUUUUAUUCUCUAUUUAAUAUCAUAUUCCAUA
This is a messenger RNA of Andrographis paniculata, 897 nucleotides long. RefSeq lists its product as uncharacterized. The coding region runs from base 63 to 554 and encodes 163 amino acids. Lineage: Eukaryota; Viridiplantae; Streptophyta; Magnoliopsida; Lamiales; Acanthaceae. The transcript has a single exon. The record is from RefSeq and is a predicted model, not a curated record.